AUGAAGUACCAGCUCAUCUUCACCUUCUUAUUCCUCAUUGCUAUGGUACUAUCAGUACCAGUAAAGGAGUCCAAAAAGCCGGCGUUCGUUGGAUACUGUAACAAAGACAAGGACUGCGAGAAGGAAUGUCAAGACUUUUGUGGGUUGAUCCAUAAUGCUGAUUGUAACAAGUAUCAAUGUGCUGGCAAACGAUGCUAUCAGACGUGUGUCAAACGGACUGAAAAAUAA
Messenger RNA from Bursaphelenchus okinawaensis, 228 nucleotides. Lineage: Eukaryota; Metazoa; Nematoda; Chromadorea; Rhabditida; Aphelenchoididae. The record is from the annotation of a GenBank genome assembly.